This is a messenger RNA of Oikopleura dioica, 2085 nucleotides long. Lineage: Eukaryota; Metazoa; Chordata; Appendicularia; Copelata; Oikopleuridae. The record is from the annotation of a GenBank genome assembly.
AUGGGGCAGGACGAUUUCUCUCCGUCGACCCAGUCGAUGGCCAAGAACUUUAUGUUUAAAGGCUUCGAUCCUGAGGAGUACGCAAAGUCGAUAUCGGCGCAGUCGGACGGGGACAAAGAUUUGAUAGAACGCCGUGAGAACAUACGGUUACUGUCCGACGAAACAUCUCGCAAGCUAAAGCGGCAAGUCUACCUCAACUAUCGGCAGUUUAUUGAAGCUGCGCGCGAGAUAUCUGCGCUAGAGUCCGAAAUGAUCCGUAUCAAUCAUAUUCUGCAGACGCAAAAGUCGACGAUGGAUAAUUUAACAAAACUGUUUUCGGAAGAGACUUUUAAGGAAGUUGAAGCUCAGCAGCAGAAAUCGAGUGAAGAUGGAAAAUCAGCCUAUCGUGCGCUGAAUACAAUAAUUUCUAAAGUCGAGGGGUGCAGUCAUGUUCUGGCUCCAGGUCGAUAUUUGGUCCACGAUGGAGAAGUGACUGAACUCGACCAGAAUGACUUUUCUGAAAUCGGGAAGCUUCGUCUAUUCCUUCUCAAUGAUUCAUUAAUCGUUACAAAAGCGUCAGAGGAACGUCAGCGCUCAAGAAAAGAGGCAAAACUGAAAUUUCAAAAUCUCUACUCACUUGAAGGAUUACCCAUCGUGAAUGUGAAAGAGCGUGACAUGGGCACCAAAAAGAACUGCGUAAAAGUGAUGAGUUUUCCUGAACCUCGCCUGUUUCAGUGUCCGACGCCAAAGGAGAAGCGUCAAUGGCUAGAAAUAGUAGAAGAGACAAAAAUUUCCUCCAAGACGAAAACGUCUUCUGCUGGCAACCCAUCUGUCCCGCUGGCAGAUGAUGGAGACGAUGGGAAUCCAUUUUCAGGAAGUUCAGAUGCCUCAGAUGAAGAUUCUCAUGUGCGUCUAUCUCCCAAACAGGAUUCAAACGCGGGAAAUAAUCUUCCUAGCUGGAUCCAAGAAGCGCCAGAGGAAAUCGAUGUGCUUCUAGCACAACGGGACUUUGUCCAAGCUCAAAAAAUUCUCCUCAAAUGCGAAAAGACCCUGGCUACGGAACAUCCGAAAUCUUCUAACGACACUAAGCAUCAACUGUCAGAAAAACGGAAAAUGAUCGUGGAGGUCCUCUGUGCGGAACUUUCGCCCGCCGCCGAUAGAUCACUACGAGCUGGUCCUAGAGGGCAACGAGUUCCUGCUCAGCUUUUGAUCCAGCUUGGAGAAGAACGGAAAGCUGCGAGACUCUUUCUUGAAUCGCGCACAGCUGCUCAAAAGUAUUCGAGAAAGAAUCUCGUGAUGGAAGGUGACCUAGUGAGACACAACCAGAAAUUUUGCCGGAUUUUCUUCGACCAUAUCUACGAGACCGCCAAAGAAUUCAAUAAUGACUUUGAAAACAAGGCUGACAGUUUCUCGAGCCUGGUCGUGUGGGUUCAAGAUGAACUUAGAGACUUCGUCGAACAGUUCGCUAAUCAAGUGUUUCUUGGCAAUACAGAGCUGCUGGAACAAGCAGAGUGUGUUUGCGCCGCUCUUUCCGGAUCCUCAAAGCUUUCCGAAAUGGGGCUCGACGUGGAAUUUCUUCUAGCACAUCUGAUGAGAAGGCAUAUUGUUGAAGCCAUAAUCAACCACAGAAAGUUAAUAUCUGAUGGUACGAAAUGGAAACAUUCUAAUGAGGAAUGGAGACCUCUCAACUUACAAACGCCAACUGCACUGGAAAAAUUGAAAGAAGAAAUGUCCGGGCUAAACCUAACAACAUUCAACCAAUAUUGCAAAGACCCUUGUUUUGUCCGUCUAACACCGACUAUGAUUUCUUUCGCGCGAGCAUGUGUAACGCACACACAGGCGGCAAUGAAGCUCUAUUCGCAGGAGCUCUACCACCCGAUCGUUGACUCGAUAACAGAAUUACUCCGAACUGUAACACAUAGUAUCUCGAAGAGUAUGGCAGAAGUAAGAGAUCAAGAAAAAGCAAAACUAGUCCGCCGAUCUGCGAAAUUCCUGGCCUCUGACCUCAUUCCCGCCGUCAACAAGAUUAUAAAGGAAAAAACUGGGAAAGAUCCGCGCUCAAUACAGGAGCUCCUUCGAAAUUUUCUUCAGAGCUUUCCUUCUUGA